Molecule: messenger RNA, 1723 nt
Organism: Callithrix jacchus (white-tufted-ear marmoset)
Lineage: Eukaryota; Metazoa; Chordata; Mammalia; Primates; Cebidae
Gene: MRPS18B
Product: mitochondrial ribosomal protein S18B
Biological process (GO): mitochondrial translation
Cellular component (GO): mitochondrion; ribosome
Molecular function (GO): structural constituent of ribosome
Source: RefSeq, a predicted model, not a curated record
CUUUCCUCUUGCCUCCACCACUUCCGCCCUGGAAAACAUUUCUCACCCAUGAUUGGCAGAAACGUUUAAGCGCAUGCGCACUGAGAGGAUCCCGGUCAAAAUCGCUUGCAAAAUUGCUUAAAACGCAAAUUCUAACAAUGGGAUCUAGCAGCCGUAGUGACUGGUCCCGAAAAAAAACCAAUUUUGAGGUCUAAUUCGAUUGUGACGCAGUUGAAAUUAGCUUCUCCCCAAUGCCCUCGCUUUUACGCUUCCGUCCUGACGCAAACGUGCGGCCGCCUUCCGCACUGCGGGCUUGUCCUUGGCCCUGCCCUAGUCAGUUUCCUGAGGCAUGCGCAGUUGCCUUUCCGUCAAUUCCUGCGCUGGGCGUACGUCAAGAUGGCGACGUCCGUAUUAAACACCCUCCUGAGGCGGCUUCCUAUGCGCUCGCUCUUCCGAGGUGUCCACAGAGUUCAGGUUCCCCUCCAGACUCUCUGCACCAAAGCUCUUUCUGAGGAAAAGUCUUUGCCCCCGGUUCCCAUUUCUCCUUAUGAGAAUGAGCCCUGGAAAUAUCUGGAAUCAGAAGAAUACCAGGAGCGAUAUGGUUCUUGCCCCAUCUGGGCUGACUACCGCCGCAACCACAAAGGUGGUGUACCCCCACAGCGUACUCGGAAAACAUGUAUUCGUGGGAAUAAAGUUGCUGGGAAUCCCUGCCCCAUCUGCCGAGAUCACAAGUUGCAUGUUGACUUUAGGAACGUGAAGCUCUUGGAACAGUUUGUCUGCGCCCAUACGGGUAUCAUCUUCCAUGCUCCAUACACAGGAGUCUGUAUGAGGCAGCAUAAGAGGUUGACCCAGGCCAUCCAGAAAGCCAGGGAUCUUGGUCUCCUCAGUUACCACAUCCCCCAGGUUGAACCGCGGGACCUUGACUUCAGUACCUCUCAUGGGGCUGUGAGUGCUACCCUGCCAGCCCCCACCCUGAUCUCAGGGAAGCCCUGGUACCCGUGGUACAACUGGAAACAGCCACCAGAGAGAGAAUUGUCUCGCCUUCGCCGGCUCUACCAGGGUCAUCUCCGAGAAGAGAGUGGCCCCCCACCUGAGUCAAUGCCCAAGGUGCCCCCUACAGCAUCAGCAGAAGCCUCCUCCACUGGGCAGAUAGGCCCCCAGAAUGCUCUGUAGGAGCCAUAGACUGGGAAGAGAGGCCUGGCAUGGUGGCUUAUGCCUGUAAUUCCAGCACUUUGGGAAGCCAAGGUGGGCAGAUCACUUGAGUCCAGGAGUUCGAGACCAGCCUGGGCACCAUGGUGAAACCCCAUCUCUACCAAAAAUUACAAAAAUUAGCUGGGUAUGGUGGCGCACACCUGUAGUCCCAGCUAUUGGGGAGGUUAAGGUGGGAGGAUUGCUUCAGCCCAGGAGGCGGAGGUUUUAAUCGCAUCCCUGCACUCCAGCCUGGGUGACAGAGCCAGACCCUGUCUCAAAAAAAGAAAAAGACUAGGGAAGAGAGCCAGGUCUAGGAGAUAUGCAUAGGUUUACAUAAUGGGAUAUCACCCCGAAUAGUCUUUUGUGGCCAAGGACAGAUCCAGGGAAUAAAUGAAUGUUGCUGAUAGGGAUAAAUCUGAGGCUGAGGGAGGGCAGUACAGAUGUGUAUGGGAAACCCCAGCCCCUAUAUAUGGCAAAUAGAUGGGCUGGACUAAACGUUGCUGUUUCAGACUUCUGCCAACUCAGCUUUUCCACAAUAAAGCUUUCUCCUGUC